This is a messenger RNA of Vicia villosa (hairy vetch), 1284 nucleotides long. RefSeq names its product transcription factor ABORTED MICROSPORES-like. NCBI's taxonomy places the organism in Eukaryota, Viridiplantae, Streptophyta, Magnoliopsida, Fabales, Fabaceae. Gene Ontology annotation, molecular function: sequence-specific DNA binding; DNA-binding transcription factor activity; protein dimerization activity. The record is from RefSeq and is a predicted model, not a curated record. The transcript has 8 exons. Gene Ontology annotation, biological process: regulation of DNA-templated transcription. Gene Ontology annotation, cellular component: nucleus. The coding region runs from base 1 to 1284 and encodes 427 amino acids.
AUGGAUGUUGUUGAAUUACUUAGACCCUUUGUUGAGACUAAAGCUUGGGACUAUGUUGUUGUUUGGAAAUAUGGAAAUGACCCAACUAGUUUUAUUGAAUGGAUGGGUUGUUGUUGUUGUGGUGGCAACAUUGAGAAGGUGAAGAUCAAAAAAGAGGAAUACAAGAUGGCUCCCAUUUGUAGGGAUACCCUCUUUCCCCAUCCAGUUAGAACAAAGACUUGUGAGGCUCUUGCAAAGCUUCCUUUUGCAAUGUCUCUUUAUUCUAGGUCUCUCUCUCACUCCCUCUCAUUUGUUCAUGGAGAGGUUGCAAUUUCACAACAACCAAUAUGGCAUAUCCAGGAGGACUCAAUUGGAACUCAAGUUUUGAUUCCUAUUUUGGGUGGUCUUGUGGAGCUCUUCACUUCAAAGCUGAUAGCAAAAGAUAUAAACAUCAUCGAGUUCAUAUCAGCACACUGCUGUGUCCCUAUAAAGCAAGAAGCCAUGUCUGCACAGAGCUAUACCAACAUGAACUUCAAUGAGCAUUAUUACCCUUCUCCCGGUCUAUCUGCAGAAAACCAUAGCAGCUCUAAUCCAAGCAUUGAAGGACCCUCCAAUGGAUCUAAUCCUUCAACAGAAUACUUCUCAUUUGAUUCAAAAUUUGAUUGCUUGGUUCCACAUGAAUGUCUGAAUCAACCGGUUGAAAUAUCUCCUAUACUAAAAGUUAAAAGCCGCGGGUACAAUAAAACUAAGAGUUUCCAUUAUGGAAAUGGCGAAGAAGUUAAAGUAGAAACUGUUAAGGAGCCUCAAAAGGAAAUGUAUCAUGCUAAAAAUCUUAUCACAGAGAGGAAUAGGAGGAAAAGAAUUAAACAGGGGCUUUUUACUCUAAGGUCUCUAGUCCCUAAUAUAACCAAGAUGGAUAGAGCAGCAAUUGUGGAUGAUGCAAUUGAAUACAUAAAGGAAUUGCAGAGGCAAAAGAUAGAACUUCAAGAAAAGGUUGAUGUUUUAGAUGUUGAGGAUUGUAAAAAGAACACACUACAAAUGAAGGUGCAAGGAGACAAAGAACAACCUCUCAGUGAGCUUCAUCAAAGUUCUUUUGAUUCCAUUAGAAAGACACAAAUGGAGUUGCAAGUAGAAGUGAAUCAUGUUCGCGGAACAGAAUUCAUGAUCAAGUUGUGCUGUGAAAUGAAGCGGAGUGGGUUUUCAGAGUUGAUGGAAGCAAUAGAUUCAUUUGGACUGCAUGUGACAACUGCCAAGGAUAUUCACCCGACAAAACUCAGAGAGUAUUUGAUACAGAAGACAAGUUGA